This is a messenger RNA of Penicillium salamii, 2199 nucleotides long. NCBI's taxonomy places the organism in Eukaryota, Fungi, Ascomycota, Eurotiomycetes, Eurotiales, Aspergillaceae. The record is from the annotation of a GenBank genome assembly.
AUGUUCGGAUACGAGUGUCUGUACUCCAAAAGUCCCCGCUCCUUCCUCUUCUCCGUUGUCGCCAAUGUCGGCCCCCACGGAGCCAGCCGCUCUCUAGCCGUGGCCUACCGGCAGGGCAACGAUAAGGACAUCUCAGUAUCAUCUUCGGAACGUGUUGAGAAUGUUGUGGCAGACAUCCUUGCGCUAAUCAAAAUAUUCUCAGAUCCCGCGAACCGCGCGCCACUUGAGGCGGAGAGGGCACUCGCGGAGGGCUGGUAUGGUCGGUCUCAGGGUGACAACGAGGCUGAGAGUAAUGAGCGGCCUAGCAUUCCAGACAGGCCGCAGCCUCCUUUCGUUAUACCUGAUGGCUCCCAGGAGGAAGAGCAGUCGCAAAUACAGCCCGAGCUGCCAUGGCAUGAUGAUGGGCUCAGCGAGUUUCCCUUUACAACGACCUGCCUUUUGCUGGCAUUAUUGCGCAACGAUGGCGAUUCUAAUGCCACUAAUAGCAUCAGCACGCGCCCCGGCGACGUUCAGCUCCAGCCGUUAUCCACUUUGUUCCGUGCUGACUGCCUCGAGUAUGGCCUUGUCGUUCUCGACAUCUCCGACCUUGAUAGCGGCGUCAAGUACGGCAUCGUUGGUUUCCCCGUGCGUUAUAUGGCCGAAGUCUCCUAUUGGUGUGAGACUGGUGGCUGGGAUCCAGUUGAAGACCCCCCGCCUGAGAAGGAGCCUGACACUGUACUUGCUAGCCCGCGGCCUCGAGUGCCGUUGGCUAUUUCUCCGUGGCUACGCAAGUACUUUUACCACAUGAACCUGGAAGAGGACCCCAAGUUCCUGAUACUGAAGAAUACGCCGAUUGUUUAUGCUGCAGCCUUAGACUACUUUUGGCCUUCAAAGUCCACCACUAGCGCUAAAGAUGCAUCGACCACAACACCCUCACGCUUGACUACGUCAAACGAGCCGCCGCGAAAUACGCACAUGGACCGCGCUAUCGAUAAUCUGCUGAUUCUCACACAGGAUCCCGCCGAUCUUCACCUCGAUGAGGAGACAAUCGACAAAUUUCAAAAGCUUGCCGAGUUCCGCGAGCAGCUGCGGCGGCGGCUCGAAGAGGUGCCCCAUAGCCUGAACCUCGCGCCUGCCGUGAUCGCUGCCGCGAUUGCAUCUGAAGAACUUCGAGGCGCGUCUGCGCUUAGUCUCUGCGUCGAUAAGUUCAAGGUGGAGGGAGACGAGGGAGACCUCAGUGAUCUAGUAGCGGCUCUGGCGCAGUCCAAGACCCUCAAACAGCUCUGUUUUGUCCAAGGACCGGACAGGCACAGCGAUGACGCCUCUGCUCGUUUUUUCACGCAGCUGCUACUGGGGGGGACGUCAUCAGGAGGUUCAUCAGCAGACUUGGCGUGGCUCCGCGACAGAAUCAUCUAUCCGACUUGCGCCUUUUCGACAUCCUUGCGCAGCCCUAAAUUCACAUCGCCCUCGGCUACUAUUUUCACUCACUCUUCCCCCGUUGCCCAAAUAUUUCCUGUGAUGCACAUGCUCACAUUUGUGGGUCAUCAGCGCGAAGAUGCCGCAGACGCAGACCACCAGAACAGUCACUAUUACGACAUGGGCAACACCCUUCUAGACCCCGAGCGCUUUGCCGUCCGAUUUCUAUCAUACCUCCGUUCCGUGGGUUCGGGUUCUGACAAGGCCAUCUUGCGAUUCGCAUGCGGGGAAGUCUCCUCGUCACUCACCACCACCAACGACGACAUAGCGUCGCCACCAUCUGUAUCACCAGGACGGUUCGCUGUGAGCCCCAUUCCCACUGAAUUCUUUGGCAGCCACCUCGCAGCAAGUGAUGAAUCAAGAGUCGGAGCCAGAGAUAUACACCCUGGCAGCUGGAUGCUCCUUCUGAAUCAACAAGGCAGCAUUUCGAGUGACGACGAUGAUAUCUUACUACAAUACUCAUUUGUCAGAACUCGUCCAACCUCUGCCGAGAUUGCACACGAGCAACAACAACAACAAAUACCCGUUUUUGACCCUAGUCUUGUCGAGGUAGUUGGCGGGCUAACAGAGUUCCUGCGCGAGACGGUGCCAGGGAUAGACGUUUCGAAGUACGAGAAAAGGGUCGAGAGAGUAGAGGAGGACCUCCGCACGCAGCGGGCUUCCAUGAAACCGAGGAAAAGCCGUGUCCGUAUCGGCGUCAUGCAUGAGAGCGAUCCCCGUAAAUUGCUUACUCAGUUUCUGUGA